Molecule: messenger RNA, 2218 nt
Organism: Vicugna pacos (alpaca)
Lineage: Eukaryota; Metazoa; Chordata; Mammalia; Artiodactyla; Camelidae
Source: RefSeq, a predicted model, not a curated record
GGGGAAGCCGCAGCUAGGAGUCAGAUUGAUUUGAGGGGUCGCUUUCUUCAAUAUAACCUUCCCAGGGCCCCAGUUUGAAAGAUUCAGGUCUACUGGGGUGGAGGUGGGGGAGCUGCCCAGGCCCUACAGCUAGGACCGAGUAGGACCCUCAUCUCUUUUGUCCUGACUGCCCCACUCCUGGCUUGCCCUUAGAAGGGUCUGGAGAACCGAGUGAAGGGAUGUGAAGUCUAAACCUCUCUUGAGUCAGCCCUCCCACCCACAGAGGCCAGACUCUAAUCCGAUUUAAAUCUCCCCUUCCUCUUCCAAACCUCUGAUUCCUCCUCUCUCUGGGAUGGGGGAGGACCCAGACCACCCCACUAUUGGCUUCCAGCUUCCUGGAGGGGGUAGCCCCUGCAACCCCUCCCCUAGUUCUCCCUGGAAUGAAGUCACGGGGCAGUUUGCCAGGGGUUAGACAGCGGCUGGGAGUGGGGCCUUGUGUUUGGGUGUUGAUGCGCUGGUGACUGACUAUUGAUGUUCGAUGGACAAGGGCACAAGAGCAGCUGUGUCCCCCACCGUCUUCUCCCUCAGAUGUCAUGGAGCUGGGUCUGUCUCCACCUCAUCUCAGCAGCUCCCCGGAAGACCUGUACCUGGCCCCUGGGACCCCUCCUGGGACUCCCCCGCCUCCCGAUGUCCCCCUGUCUGGGGAGGUGAAAAGGUCCCAGCCUCUGCCCAUUCCGACCGGCAGGAAACCUCUUCGUGAGGAGGAGCUGCGGUCAACCUCCCUACCCUCCAUCCCCAACCCCUUUCCUGAGCUCUGCAGUCCUCCUUCACAGACCCCCAUUCUUGGGGGGCCCUCCUGUGCAAGGGGGCUGCUCCCUAGAGACACCAGCUGUCCUCACGUCAUAAAGGUGUACAGCGAAGAUGGGGCAUGCCGGUCAGUGGAGGUGGCGGCAGGAGCCACGGCUCGCUACGUGUGCGAUAUGCUGGUGCAGCGAUCUCACUCCCUGAGUGAUGAGAACUGGGGGCUGGUGGAGUGCCACCCCCAUCUAGCACUGGAGCGGGGCUUGGAGGACCAUGAGUCGGUGGUGGAGGUGCAGGCUGCCUGGCCCAUUGGAGGAGACAGCCGCUUCGUCUUCCGGAAAAACUUCGCCAAGUACGAGCUAUUCAAGAGCACCCCGCACUCCCUGUUCCCAGAAAAGAUGGUCUCCAGCUGUCUGGACACACACAUGGGCAUAUCCCACGAAGACCUCAUCCAGAACUUCCUGAAUGCAGGCAGCUUCCCAGAGAUCCAGGGCUUCCUGCAGCUGCGGGGAUCAGGACGCAAGCUUUGGAAACGUUUCUUCUGCUUCCUCCGCCGAUCUGGCCUGUAUUACUCCACCAAGGGCACCUCCAAGGACCCGCGGCACCUGCAGUAUGUAGCAGAUGUGAACGAAUCCAACGUGUAUGUGGUGACUCAGGGCCGCAAGCUCUAUGGGAUGCCCACGGACUUUGGCUUCUGCAUCAAGCCAAAUAAGCUUCGAAAUGGCCACAAGGGGCUUCGCGUCUUCUGCAGUGAGGAUGAGCAGAGCCGCACCUGCUGGUUGGCUGCCUUCCGCCUCUUCAAGUACGGGGUGCAGCUGUAUAAGAAUUAUCAGCAGGCACAGUGCCGCCACCUGCGCCCACCCUGCGUGGGCUCCCCGCCCUUGAGGAGCGUCUCAGACAACACCCUGGUGGCCAUGGACUUCUCCGGCCACGCCGGGCGUGUCAUCGAGAACCCCCGGGAGGCUCUGAGCGCAGCCCUGGAGGAGGCCCAGGCCUGGAGGAAGAAGACGAACCACCGUCUCAGCCUGCCCACCCCAAGCUCAGGCACGAGCCUCAGUGCAGCCAUCCACCGCACCCAACCCUGGUUUCAUGGACGCAUUUCCCGAGAGGAGAGCCAGCGGCUCAUCAGGCAGCAGGGCCUGGUAGACGGUGAUGUGGCCCUGUCUCCUGGCAGCCUCUUCCUGGUCCGAGAGAGUCAGCGGAACCCACAGGGCUUUGUCCUCUCUUUGUGCCACAUGCAGAAAGUCAAACAUUACCUCAUCCUGCCGAGCGAGGAGGAGGGUCGCCUUUACUUCAGCAUGGACGAGGGCCAGACCCGCUUCACCGACCUGCUGCAGCUCGUGGAAUUCCACCAGCUGAACCGCGGCAUCCUGCCGUGCCUGCUGCGCCACUGCUGCACCCGCGUGGCCCUCUGACCGGCACACAGCGGCCUGCGCCU